AUGGAUAAACCCAGAGGGUUUUUUAAACUAGCCAUUACAACACUAACUGAAAUCAUUUAGAAUAUUCAAUCAACCUCAAUACUGUCACAUUCGUCAGUUCAUCCUGGUAUAAAUCAGCUACUAAGAUGUAUUUAUCGUAAUCUGAAGAACUGGAGAUAUCUGGAUAACGGAAAAUUAGAUAUGGAAUGGAUCUCUGAUCAAGAACCUUAUUUAUUUGAAAGCACUUAAGAAAUACUCGAAUUUAUCAACAUUAUUGCAAGUAAGGUGAAUGAUGAGGUAUAUCUGGUAAAAGUGUUUUUCACCUAGACUGCUAGUGUUGAUGAUGAGAUUAGUGAAAGAAUGUGUUUUCCAUUUUAGAUACUUGUUCUCUAUUUCAAAGCUCAGAAAAAUUUCUUAAGCAUUACAGAUAAAGGAAUCUUAAGGACUGUAAUUUUAAAAUGUCUUAACUGCAUGAGCAAGGAUGAAACAUUUGCUGAGUAUGUAUCGAAUGAGUCAGAAUUCAUUGAAAUUUUCAUGUAAAUUUUGGCAAGUUAAUUAGAAAACCUCCCUCACACAUUGCAAUAUUGUGAAAGAGAUGGUUUUAAUGUUAUAGAACAAAUUGAAGGCCAAUAUAAUAAAUUAAUAGUCGAUUAAUUCAAGGAUUUUAUUGAUUCAGUGUACUUUUUGCGUGAAAUCUUACAAAAUAUACACAACGAGCAUAUUUCGAUGCUGAGAAUAAAGCAUUAGCCAGCAAAGCACUCUAAUGCUCCCAGUAGGAAAAAUUCCUCUGGCAAACUACCUAUUUUGGAAAAUCAAAGCUAAUUGGAGUCUAGACAUGAGUUAAAAGUUAAGGAAUCCUUUCAGAUAUCCUUCUUCUCUUUAAUAUUAUGCAAAAUUAUUCAGCCACUUCUGCUCGAUGAAUCACUUUUGCAGAAAGCUCGAACACUCAUGCAAUAUCUAAUAGAAAUCUUAGUUAUUCUGAAUGAUCCAACUAUUUCUAGGCUUAUUUAUGCUUUUUACUUUGAUAAACUAGAGGCAUUAAGGAAUCAAUAUAUAGUGGGAGGGUAGAACUAAAACCUGUAUUAACAAAUUAUUGGAUUAGAGACUACUACCUUUAAAGAAUACAAGAUUUCAACUAAUGAAUUUUCCUCAGAUCAUUUGAGUGAAGCAGGUUUUGAGUAAGUGACAACUUAAUAUGACGACGAAAAUAUGAUUGAUUAUGAAAACAAUAAUAAGAAGAGACCAAUAGUUCCGAGAUUAAAUCUUGCUUACAACUCUAGUUUUGGAAACUAUUCUAAAGAAUCAGUCAGAAAGUUAAGAUAGAGCAAUGAUUUUUCUGUUAGGGUGCCUCAAUCCCCUGAAAUGAGUGUAAAAAGUAGCUCAAAUCCUUUUAAUAUCAAGAUGGUUAGAUCUCAAUAGAAAAAUGAGGAAUUUAACAGAAGGACUAAGAUUUAAUAUCCAAAUGAUAAGAUGACUGAAAUAAGACUAAAUCGAAUAGAUCUGCUCCUCUAAGAGGCUUAAGAUAUCUAAGAUAUUUAAAGUGAAAGGGAAAGUUUUUACAAUAUGAAUAAGUUUGCUAAUAAACUUGAUCGAUAGCUGCUUGAGUACAAUGGACAUGAGAUGCUAAGAUAUUCUAAAAUUAAUCUCAAAAGAGAUAAUGAAGGAAUAAAUUUAGUGUAUCUGUAGAUGAUUCACUCAAUCAUUAAGAUUUAGGGCAUUAGGCAAUUUUAUAUGGAAUUCAUGGUAGAUGAUAUGAUACUUAUAGAGGAGGAAAACUAGCCUAUUAAGGAUCUUUAAGAUUUUAUUGGUUCAACUUUGACAUAUUUAACUGCUACUGAUCUUGAUAAGGAGAUUCUCUUGCAUUUAAUAGAUGAUAGUGAAACUAUGUUUGAAUCAGGUGAUACUAUGACUCUUGUAGUGUUUAUAAUUUAAUAUGGCGAAGGCUCAAUCUUAGAUAUUUUGGAGAAGCUAAAGUCAUAAGUAGCUUAAUUUUAAGACAAUAGUGAUGUCAAGAUUUUCAAAAAGACGAUUUAAAGUGGAUUUGAAAUAGUUUCAGAUGGUCUAUAGCAAAAUAAUUCAAAUUGGGAGAGGAAUAUGCAAGUUGCUGAAAAUAUCCUUAUUUUUGAGAAUCUUUAUCAGUAAUUCUAGCUUUUCUUAAUUCAUCAUCUCACUGCAUUCAAGAUUAUUUAAGACUAUCACACAGUAAAGAAGCUAGAUAGAAAAAUCAGAAAUUCCAAAUAAAUUACUUAGAGUUCUAUUUGA
Stylonychia lemnae is the source of this 2241-nucleotide messenger RNA. NCBI's taxonomy places the organism in Eukaryota, Ciliophora, Spirotrichea, Sporadotrichida, Oxytrichidae. The record is from the annotation of a GenBank genome assembly.